AUGCUCCUCACGACCUCCCGGCGCUUAAGACAAUACUUUCAGGCCCAUCCCGUGACGGUCCGAACCGAUCAAGCAGUCAAACAGGUACUACAAAAGCCUGACCUAGCAGGAAGAAUACUAGCAUGGUCCAUUGAGCUGUCCCAAUUCCAAAUCAAGUUCGAACCCCGAAACGCAAUCAAAGCACAAGUCAUGGCCGACUUCAUCGCCGAAAUGACUCCGGGAAACACCACUCCCGACUCAUGGAAGUUGCACGUCGACGGCUCAUCAAACGUCACCUCCAGAGGCACCGGGGUCAUACUUGAAAACCAAAACGGGGUCGUAAUCGAACAGUCAGUACGAUACGAAUUCCCAGUUUCUAACAAUCAAGCAGAAUAUGAAGCUCUCCUGGCAGGCCUAACCCUAGCCAAGGACGUCGGGGCAAAAGUCCUGGAAGUAAGCACCAACUCACAGGUAGUCAGCUCUCAAAUCAACGGAGACUACCAAACACGCGACCCCUUACUUCAACAAUACCUCGCCAAGGUAAACAAACUGAAAAAAGGGUUCGAUCACAUUACCAUACGGCACGUUCCCAGAGAAAGAAACGCCAGAGCAGAUCUCCUCUCCAAGCUAGCCAGCACCAAACCAGGACACGGCAACAAAUCGCUAAUUCAAGAAGUCAUUAAAUCACCAUCCAUAUCCACAACAGCCAACACUUGCCUAACACUCUCUAGACAAGGAUCGUGGACUUACCCCAUCCUACAAUACCUCCUCGACGGAACCCUACCUAGAGAUCCCAAAGAGGGGAAACGAACAAAAAGAGAAGUAGCCAACUACACGGUUGUCGCAGGACAACUAUACAAACGCGAACUCUCGCAACCCCUCCUCAAAUGCGUCGAACCCGACGACACGGAGUACAUACUCCGCGAAAUCCACGAAGGUUGCUGCGGCCACCACAUCGGAGGUAAAAUCCUCGCCCAGAAAGUCAUCCGAGCCGGCUACUUCUGGCCCACGGUUAUCCGGGACUCCAUAAAGCUAGUAAAAAGUUGCGAUAAAUGCCAAAGGCAUGCCAACAUCCAUCAGGCCGCCCCACAUCAGCUCAGCAUCAUAUCGGGAGAGCGGCCAUUCGGCACCUGGGGAAUCGACCUUGUCGGACCCUUUCCCACGGCACCCAGCCAACUCCGAUAUCUCAUCGUCGCCAUAGAUUACUACACUAAGUGGAUCGAGGCCGAGCCCCUGGCCUCUAUCACGGCAACCCAUUGCCAAAAAUUCCUCUGGCGACAGAUCAUCACCCGAUUCGGGAUCCCCGAGAUCGUUAUCUUGGACAACGGAACCCAAUUUGCUGACAAAAAGUUUAGAGAAUUUUUAGAAGGACUACGCAUAUCCCAUCGCUUCAGCUCGGUAGAACACCCCCAAACAAACGGGCAGGUGGAAUCUGCAAACAAAAUAAUCGUCAAAGGACUCAAGAAACGGCUUGACGAAGCCAAAGGGCUAUGGGCCGACGAACUCGGUUCGGUCCUAUGGUCAUACCGGACUACACCCCAAACGACCGCAGGGGAGACACCCUUCCGAUUAACAUACGGCAUGGAAGCCAUCAUCCCAGUAGAGAUAGGAGACCUAAGUCCCAGAAAAACGGUAGAAGGGAACGACGAGGAAGCGGAACGAGACCUCGUGAACGAAGAAGCAUAG
This is a messenger RNA of Arachis duranensis, 1665 nucleotides long. RefSeq lists its product as uncharacterized. Gene Ontology annotation, biological process: DNA integration. The transcript has a single exon. Lineage: Eukaryota; Viridiplantae; Streptophyta; Magnoliopsida; Fabales; Fabaceae. The coding region runs from base 1 to 1665 and encodes 554 amino acids. Gene Ontology annotation, molecular function: RNA-DNA hybrid ribonuclease activity; nucleic acid binding. The record is from RefSeq and is a predicted model, not a curated record.